AUGGCGGCUAGGCUCGCGGGGCGAGACGCCGCUGAGGGUGGCUGGGUACCAGGGCCCAGCCUGGGUCCGCCUCGAGGGUCGCGGGAGCCUCAGGGCGCGGAGGCCGAAGGCUCCCCGGUGCUCCUGAGGCUCAGCCACUUCUCUAGACCGCCCUUCGUCUGCUUCGGCGACGUCCGGGUUGGAGCCUCUCGGACCUUGCCCUUGGUCCUGGACAACCCGAACGACGAGGUGGUGGAAGUGAGUGUGGCCCGGCUCCCAGCUGCGGACAAGGGCUUCAGCGUCUCCCCGCAGAGCUGCGUGCUGCAGUCUAAAGAAAGAGUUUCUGUUUCUAUAACUUGGACACCGUUGAAAGAAGGAAGAGUACGAGAGAUGGUAAUUUUUCUUGUGAAUGACAUUCUGAAACAUCAAGCAAUAUUAUUAGGGAAUGCAGAACAGCCAAAAAAGAAAAAGAGGAGUCUUUGGGAUACUGUUAAAAAGAAGGAUAUUUCAUCUUCUUCAAGGCUUUCUAAAAGGCGUUCAAAUAAUAAAAAUGUUAAUGAUGCCUUUCAUGUAUCUCAAAAGGGUGAUAAAUUAAGAAGCCCGUUACAAGCCUGUGAAAAUGUGGUUGCAUUGGAGGACUGUUCCCUCUUGGGAAGUAAUUCUUUAAAUACAGAAGAGAAUAAAUUGCCAGUAUCACCCAUUAGUCCUCUUUUUGAAAAAAGCUCCAAUGAGAUUGGCACUCCACUUUCUAUUCGUCGAUCUACCACCUAUACCAUUCUUCAUGCGUCAGUAAACAGAGAAUUAUUGAAGGAAGCACAAGAUACUAGCCCUUUGAAAGAUUUUCAUUUGAAUGAGGAAGUAAUUAGUAAAAAUAUAUAUAAUACUGUAAAUAAAUCAGUACAAGAAAAUGGUGGUAAGGAUCACCUGGACUUCAAUAAUAUAAAAUUGCCUAUUUUUACUCCAGAACAUCCUUCAGCUCUGUGCAUGCCAAACCAAAGAACUUUUCUAAGUCCAGAUUCUUUUGUAAGCGAUAACUAUUUGGCUAAUAAAGAUCUAAAAUCUAUGGCAAUUUUUUUACCUGAUCAGUUCAUGAAAGAUGAUUCAAAAGAAACACAUUUUGAGUCACAAAGAAUACGUGAAAUACACAAACCAUUUUUUCAGAGGACAAUUUUGAGUCCAGAUUCCUUUGUAACUGAUAGUUAUGAGCUAAAAGAAGAUCUAGAACCAGUAUCAGUUGAUCCUAUUCUCUCGCCAGAUCAGUUUGUAAAAAAUAAAAUAGCAGAGUUACAAACAUCUCAGGAAACAUCGGAAUUUUCACAGUUACCUUUACCAAAUGAAAAUUCUCCAAUUUCAAAGUUAUCCCUUAAUUGGAAGAACAGCAAAGUGUUACAGUUUGUGCCUGAGGAUCAAGCCUUUCCAAAUGGUAUCCUCAAAGAAACCAAACUAGUAGAAAUUAAAUUAAAUUAUUCUACCCCUUCAAAUGAGAAUCAUCAUAAGGUUCCUGCUCUUCAGAAAAAUCCUUCCUGUAACUUCAAGGAGCAACAUAAGAGACGUCCAAUACUUUCAACUACUGUUACUAAAAGUAAGCCAAAAUGUUCUGAAAGAAAGAGAACUGGAACACAUAACCCGAAGUCUAGACGAUGUCUUACCAGUACAAUAACUAAUUGUGAAAAUACAGACACAUUUCAUGCUUACCUUCCAAACAUACACCCAGUUGUAAAUGAAUCAAAGAUUUAUAAAGAUAAAGUAAAUUCAUUUUCCUUUGGAAGUGCUUUUGUUGGUCAUAAAAGAAAAAGUGAAGGAAACUUGGAAGAUAUAAAUACAUUGGACUCAGCUAAUGAACAUAUGGAAGUGAGAGAAACCAAAAGAAUCCAUUUUUCUUGUGAAAAAUCCAAAGCAUUGACUGUUGUGAAAACAAAAAAAGCAAUUGUAAGAUCGCCAGCCUCAAAACAUAUUGGUAUCAGAGAGAAACAAAACCGGAAGAAGAAAACUGAUUCUUUGGCAUGUGGUACUUCUGGCUUUGUCAUCAACAGAAUAAAUAAGCCUGUUGUUGCUGUGGCACAAUCCCAUUUGACUUUCAUAAAACCAUUAAAGACAGUUAUUCCUAGGCAUCCCCUGCCAUUUGCUGCCAGAAACAUGUUUUAUGAUGAGCGCUGGAAGGAAAAGCAGGAACAAGGCUUCACAUGGUGGUUAAAUUUCAUUCUAACUCCUGAUGACUUAACUGUAAAAGCGAAUACUUCCCAAGUAAAUGCUGUUACUCUUCUUUUGGGAGUGGAGAAUCAUUAUAAAAUAAGUGUUCCAAAAGCACCUACGAAAGAUGAAAUGUCUCUCAGAGCAUAUACUGCCCGUUGUAGAUUGAAUAGAUUACGCCGUAAAGCUUGUCAUUUAUUUACCUCAGAAAAAAUGGUUAAAGCUAUUAAAAAGCUAGAAGUUGAGAUUGAAGCUAGACGGUUACUUGUUCGGAAGGAUAAACAUCUCUGGAAAGAUGUGGGGGAACGACAGAAAAUCCUCAACUGGCUGUUAUCAUAUAAUCCACUGUGGCUACGUAUAGGUUUAGAGACUGUUUUUGGAGAACUGAUCUCUUUGGAAAAUAACAGUGAUGUUGCGGGUUUGGCCAUAUUUAUUCUGAAUCGUUUACUUUGGAACCCUGAUAUAGCAGCUGAAUAUAGACAUCCUUCUGUACCUCAUCUUUAUGGGGAUGGACAUGAAGAAGCUUUGUCUAAGUUUACUUUGAAAAAGUUAUUGCUACUGGUCUGUUUUCUUGAUCAUGCUAAACUAUCUAGACUUAUUGACCAUGAUCCUUGUCUCUUUUGUAAAGAUGCAGAAUUCAAGGCUAGUAAAGAGAUUCUUCUGGCUUUUUCAAGAGACUUCCUUAGUGGUGAAGGUGACCUUUCCCGCCACCUGGGCUUUUUGGGAUUACCAGUUAGUCAUAUUCAAACACCACUUGAUGAAUUUGAAUUUGCUGUAACAAAUCUUGCUGUAGACUUAAAAUGUGGAAUUCGUCUUGUGAGAGCCAUGGAGCUUCUCACAAAGAACUGGAACCUUUCAAAGAAACUCAGGAUUCCUGCAAUAAGUCGCCUUCAGAAGAUUCACAAUGUCGAUAUUGUUCUUCAAGUACUCAAACAAUACGGAGUUCCGUUGAAUGAUGAGCAAGGUAAUACAAUUCAGUCUAAGGAUAUUGUGGAUAGUCACAGAGAACGAACUCUAACAUUGCUUUGGAAAAUAGCACUUACUUUUCAGGUGGACAUUUUGCUUAAUUUAGACCAAUUAAAGGAAGAAAUUGUAUUUUUAAGGCAUUCACUAAACAUAAAAAGAAAAAUGACUGCACUAUCAUUUGAUCCCAGUGGCCUGACCUAUGUGAAAAAAAGUAGGCCGAGUAGUUUUUCCUUGGAACACCAUAGUGAAAAUGUAAAGUUGCUCAUGGAUUGGGUAAAUGCUGUUUGUGCAUUCUAUAACAACAAAGUGGAAAACUUUACAGUGUCGUUCUCAGAUGGACGAGUAUUAUGUUAUCUGAUUCAUCACUAUCAUCCUUACUAUGUACCUUUUGAAGCGAUAUGCCAACGUACCACUCAAACGGUGGAAUAUACAAAAACUGAUUCAGUGGCACUAAACUCAUCUUCUGAAUCUGAUGGAAGUGGUUUGGAUAUUUGUUUUGGAGUAUUUGAUCAUGCAACAAACAGCUCAGUGUUAUACAAAGAGCUCCUAGACAAUGAGAAAAAGAACUUUCAGUUGGUGAGCACUGCAGUGAGAGAUCUGGGUGGGAUACCUGCCAUGAUUCAUCAUGCAGACAUGUCUAAUACAAUUCCUGAUGAAAGGGUUGUUAUUACCUAUUUGGCAUUUCUUUGUGCAAGGCUUUUGGAUCUUUGCAAAGAGACACGAGCUGCUCGAGUUAUUCAGACGACUUGGAGAAAAUACAAAAUAAGAGCAAAUCUAAAACUCUACCAGGAGAGAGAUAAAGCUGCCAAGGUAAUUCAAGCUGCUGUAGUCAAAUUCCUGGCCCGAAAACAAAUGAAGAGACUUUUUAAUGCAACAGUAAUUAUUCAGAAAUACUGGCGAAGAUACUUAGCACAGAAGGAAAUGUUGACAUUAAGGAAAGCAAAACUGGAAAAAACUCAAAAUCAAUCAGCAGUGGUUAUUCAGGCUUUUUGGAGAAGAUAUUCUAUUAGAAAAAGGUUUCUGAAAUUAAAAUAUUACACCACCAUUCUUCAAGCUAGAAUAAGAAUGCUGAUGGUUGUUGCUGCUUUUAAACACCAUCGUUGGGCUGCUGUUACAAUUCAGAGGCAUUGGCGAGCUUGUUUGAGAAGAAAUGAAGACCAACAAAAAUACAAAAUGCUCAAGUCUUCAGCAUUGAUAAUUCAGUCUGCUUUCAGAAGAUGGAAAAGACAUAAAAUAGAGCGUCAAACCAAAGCCAUCAUAGUGUUGCAAAGAACUUUCAGAAAAUGGAAAGUCAGGAAACAAACUAAGGAGGAAAAAGCAGCUAUUAUGAUUCAAUCAUGGUAUCGAAUGCAGAAACUGAUGAAGAAAUAUAGACACAUCAGAUUGUCUGUAAUUGUCAUCCAGAGCAGAUUCAGAUGCAUACGGGCCAAAAAGUUAUAUACUGAAAAGAAGAAAUGCAUAUUGACUAUUCAGAAGCAUUAUAGAGCUUAUCGGAAAGGAAGGACUGAAAGGACAAACUAUUUACAAAAACGCAAGGCAGUUAUACAGCUUCAAGCAGCUUUCAGGGGAAUGAAAGCUCGUCAAUUAUGUAGAGAAAUAAAAGCUGCUUGUGUUAUUCAGUCACACUAUCGUACUUACAUUUUGAAAAAGAAAUUUCUAAGAAUGAAACAUGCCAUAAUAAUGUUGCAGGCAUUUAUCAAGAUGAAACAAGCACGUAAACAGUAUUUAACUUUAAGAAAAUCUGCACUGUGUAUCCAGCGAUGGUACCGUUCCAAAAUAUAUGCUGCACAAAUCAGAGAUGAAUAUCAGCAAUUACGGGAAUCUUGCAUUAAAUUACAGGCUGUUGUGAGAGGGCACCUGGUUCGUAAGCAGUUAUGUUUACAGAGAAAAGCUGCUACUUUGCUGCAGUCUUACUUUAGAAUGAGAAAGGAGCAACAACACUACCUUCGAAUGUAUAGAGCUACAGUUUGUAUUCAGAAUCAUUACCGUGCGUACAAAGUACAAAACUAUGAGAGAGAAAAAUUCUUAAAAGUAAAAAAGGCAGUUGUUUGCUUGCAAGCAGCAUAUAAAGGUUAUAAAAUCCGUAAAAUGCUCAAGCAGAGAUCUGCUGCUGCUCUUAAAAUUCAAACUGCUUUUAGAGGUCACAGCAAAAGAUUGAAAUAUCAAGCCAUACUUAAGUCUUCUAUCAAGAUUCAACAGUGGUACAGAGCACAGAAGACGGGUUAUGAAACAAGAAUGAAAUUCUUAAAAACAAGAGCAGCUGUGAUUUUUCUUCAGUCAGUUUAUCGUGGUUGGAAACUUCGGAAGUCAGUCCAAAGGGAACACAAUUCUGCAAUUAUCAUUCAGUGUGCUUUUAGGAGGGUCAAAGCUCAGAAGAAAUUCAGAUUGAUGAAAAAUGCUGCAUUGACCAUCCAACGGCAUUUUAGAGCAAACAUUUUAGAAAAGAAGCAGCGCAAAGAAUACACUGACCUUUAUUGUGCUGUUUUGAGGCUUCAGGCAGCUUGGAGGGGAAGAGCAGUAAGAAGACAAAUUAAAAGACAAAAGCAAUCUGCUGUCAUCAUACAGUCAUGCUUUAGAAUGUAUAUAUACCGGAAGAAAUGGAAAACCAUGAAAACAGCUGCUCUUCAGAUCCAAAGGUAUUACAAGGCUUACAAGAGUGGAAAGAAGCAGUAUUCUCUAUAUUUAAAAACAAAAAAAGCUACGAUCAUUUUACAAUCUGCUUUUCGUGGUAUGAGAGUAAGAAAACAAAUGAAAGAGCUCCACAAAGCGGCUAUAAUUAUUCAGGCUAAAUAUAAGUCUUAUAGUGCAAGGAAGAAAUAUUCAUCCCUUCAAGCUGCAGCUGUCACAACACAGAGACGGUAUCGAGCUCUUGUCAAAGCAAACCGCCAACGCUGGGAAUACCUUAUUUUAAGGAAUACGACUAUUAAAAUGCAAGCUGUUUAUAAGGGUGUACGAGUAAGAAGACAAAUUCAACACAUGCACAAGGCAGCCACUUACAUUAAAGCUGUGUUUAAAAUGCAUAAGUUAAAAAUGAAAUAUAGAACUAUGAGAAUGGCUGCUAUUGUAAUUCAGGUGAGAUACAGAGCAUAUCGUCAAGGUAAAGCACAACGUGGAAAUUACUUGACACUUCUGCAUUCGACCAUUAUUCUUCAAGCAGCUUUUAGAGGCACAAGAGUACGCCAAAAAUUAAGAAAGAUGAAGGUUGCAGCAACAGUUAUACAGUUACACUAUCGAAAGUACAUGCAACAAAAGUAUUUGGGUGAGUUAUGCAAGGUGACUCAACUUUUACAGCAGCACCAUUGUGCUAUCAAAGAGAGAAACAUAUCUGUUUGUAAAUACAGUGUUAUGAGACAUUCAGUUGUUUGCAUUCAGGCAGCAUUUCGGGGUAUGAAAACAAGGCAACACUUGAGAGUAAUGCAGUUAGCUGCAACUCUCAUUCAGAGGAGGUUCAGGUCUUCAAUGAUACGAAAAAGAUACCUUUUGCUCAGGAGGGCAACAAUUUUAAUUCAGCGAAAGUAUCGAGCAACAGUUUGUGCCAAGCGUGAAUUUCAAGAGUAUUUGUGUUUACAUAAGGCAGUUAUUGUUCUUCAGUCACAUUAUAGACGAUUUAUGGUAAAGAAAAAGAUGAAAGAGAUGCACCAGGCUGCUACUAUUAUCCAAACUGCAUUCAGAAGGCACAGAGCAUAUGUUUCAUAUCAAGCCAUGAAACCUCCUUCCCUCAUGAGUAGACAGCGUUCCUGUGUCUGCAGGGAAACAGAACUACAAAUGGAAAAUUAUCUAAAGCAACAAAAUUCUGUUGUGGUUAUCCAGGCUGCAUACAGAGGAAUGAAAGUUUGUCAGCCUUUACAAAAAAAGCACCAUGCAGCAGCCAUAACACAGAGCUCUUAUAGAAUGUAUGAACAGAAUUGUUACUGUCAAGAUAUACAGUGGGCUACUAAAGUAAUGCAGAAGAGACACAGAAUAAAUAAAGCAAGAAAGAAAGCACUGCAGCAUUGUUUCAUCAUGAAGAAAGAAGCAACUUGCAUUCAGGCAGCUUUGGGGGCCACAAUGACUAGUGAAGAAAGGCAGGAACAACAUCUAGCUCCAGUUGGUGUCCAAAAACAUCUUAAAGUUCACCGUAGCAAUGUCUCCCUUAGGGAAGCAACAGGUCUUCAGAGGAGAUACAGCGCAUCCAGUAUGACAUGUGUACCCACCAAAGGACUUACUUAUAUACAGUCUACUUACAAAGACCUCAAGCCACAAGGGAAUUUUCUUCAUAUGCAUCAGGCUGCUACGCUAAUUCAGGCCACCUUCCGAAUGUACAAAGCCAGAGUUGCCUAUCAAACCAUGAGAACUGCAGCUAUUGUCAUACAGACUCAUUAUAGGUUAUAUUCCAAAACAAAAAUUGACCGAAAUACAUUUUUAAUGACACGAAAGUCUAUUCUAACUAUUCAGGCUUAUUUCAGAGGCUUGCAGGCUCGACGGGAAUUUAAAAACAUGUUAGAGAGAGAGAUGGCAGCAAUUGUUAUACAGUCAGCAUUUCGUCAUUAUAAGACAAAGAUCCGAUUUAAAGCGGCUCAGGGUGCCUCAGCUGCGUUUCAGAGUUGGCAAAAACCCUCUCAAAAUACUCUUUUGCAGAAAGUGCCAUAUCCACAAAGAAUAGCCGAAAGGACAACUCAUUAUACUUUUCAUGAAAUGAUUGCAAGAAACUUAGUAAAGCAAAAUGGUGAUGACCAGAGAAUUAGAUCUUUCCUUCGUAUGGCCAUGUAUCAGAGAAAAUUUUUCCAGCAAAUACGAUCUGCUAUCAUAUUACAGGCAUAUUUAAGGAGGUGGCAAACCAGAAGGCAGAUUGAAUUGUAUAGAAAAUCAGCAUUGAUUUUGGAGAAUCAUUAUAGAGCAUAUUUGUCUUCAAAACACCAAAGGAAAGUUGAUUUACAAACCCAGAAGAGCAUUAUAAGAAUUCAAGCUAGAGUGAAAGGAUUUAUUCAACGGCUGAAGUUUCAGAAAAUCAAGGACAGCACCAUAAAAAUUCAGGCUGUAUGGAGGGGAUAUAAAGCUAGGCAGUUUUUACGUAAAGUGAGAGCCGCCCAAAAAAUUCAAGCCUGUUUCAGAUGCUCCAAAGCUCGCAAAGAAUAUCUAGCUAUGAAAAAAGCUGUUCAUAUCAUUCAGAAUUUCCUCUAUACAAAAUUACAGAGGACCUGGUUUUUGAACAUUAGACUUUCAACAAUUACUAUUCAGAGAAGGUGGAGAGCUACUGUUGUUGCAAAGAGGGCUCGUGAACGCUUCCUAUGUAUGAGAGAAGCUACAAUCAAAAUUCAGUCAGCUUAUAGAGGACAUUGUGUUAGAAAUCAGAUGAUAAAAAAACACAAAGCAGCCUGUUUGGUCCAGGCAGUUUAUCGAGGCUAUAAAAGAAGACAGAAUUUUGUUCAGCUGAAAUCUGCCUCCGUGAUCCUACAAAGACAUUUUCGAGCUAGGAAGGCUGGAAAAUGUGAAAGAAUAAAAUACAUAAGAAUGAAAAAAGCUGUCCUCAUGUUACAAGCUCUUGUUCGUGGUUGGUUAGUGAGGAAGAAGAGAUGCUUCCAAGUAAGAAUACAACACAAGAUACAUAUUGAAAAUUGUCAGAAUAUAGUAAAAGGGCAGGAAGCAACUCAAGAGUAUUGCAUUCAAAGAAAUAGAGCUGCAGCAGUGAUUCAGAGAGCAACACGUAAUUUCCUCUUCCGAAGACGAGAAGAAAAACUUAAAAAUGGAAUUUGUAAAAUUCAGGCAUUAUGGAGGGGAUAUUCAUGGAGGAAGAAAAAUGACUUUUCAGAGAUUAAAGCCAUCCGACUAAGCCUGCAAGAAGUAAAUAGAAAGAGCCGAGAAGAAAAUAAACUGUAUAAAAGAACUGCACUGGCAAUUCAUUACCUUUUAAAAUACAAACAUCUAUCAUACAUUCUUGAAGCCUUAAAGCAUCUAGAGGUUGUUACCAGGUUGUCCCCUCUUUGCUGUGAAAAUAUUGCUCAGAGUGGAGCAAUUGCCAAAAUAUUUGUUUUGAUUCUAAGCUGCAACCGUAGCAUCCCCUGUAUGGAAGUCAUCACAUAUGCGGUGCAAGUUUUACUUAAUAUUGCUAAGUAUGAAAAAACAGCUCCAGCAGUUUACGAGGUAGAAAAUUGCAUAGACACAUUAUUGGAGCUUUUGCAAACAUAUCGAGAAAAAUCUGGUGACAAAGUUGCAGACAAAGGUGGAAGUAUUUUCACCAAGACAUGUUGCUUGUUGGCUAUUUUGUUGAAGACCUCCAGGCGGGCUUCUGAUAUCCGAAGCAGACCUAAAGUUGUUAACCGAAUUUGUAGUCUCUAUAAACUUACAGCACGUAAGCAUAAAAUAUGUACUGAAAGGAUAAUCACUAAACAAAAGAUGAAUCCCACAAAUGGACACUUUAUUCCACCAACACCUAUAAGAACAAAAGUAGUUUCAAGAUUGAAGCCAGAUUGGGUUUUAAGAAAAGAUAAUAUGCAAGAAAUUGUGAAUCCUCUGCAAGCUAUUCAGAUGGUGAUGGAUACACUUGGUAUUCCUUAUUAAUAAAUCUGUAAAAACAAAUUUUUUUUCUAACUG
Molecule: messenger RNA, 9705 nt
Organism: Trichosurus vulpecula (common brushtail)
Lineage: Eukaryota; Metazoa; Chordata; Mammalia; Diprotodontia; Phalangeridae
Gene: ASPM
Product: assembly factor for spindle microtubules
Exons: 27
Coding region: 1-9672 (3223 amino acids)
Molecular function (GO): protein binding
Source: RefSeq, a predicted model, not a curated record